Molecule: messenger RNA, 1812 nt
Organism: Heterostelium album PN500
Lineage: Eukaryota; Evosea; Eumycetozoa; Acytosteliales; Acytosteliaceae
Exons: 7
Coding region: 1-1812 (603 amino acids)
Biological process (GO): apoptotic DNA fragmentation
Molecular function (GO): deoxyribonuclease II activity
Source: RefSeq, a predicted model, not a curated record
AUGAAACAAAUAACAUUUAUAAUCUUUUUGAUUUUAUUGACUAUUAAAGUUAGUGAAUCAGUGACUUGUGUCAAUCCAGAAGGAAAAGCAGUCAAAUGGUGGAUUCAUUUGGCAGAUGCCGAUUCAGCUUCACAAGACAAUAUGUAUGCAAGAGGACUUUACUAUGAUAAUCUUCUAGAUUUGAUGAAAAAACAUGUUGAUCAAGCAAAUGGUCCGACCAUAACAGACCAACAAUUUAAGGAUAAAAAAUAUUUAGGAUUGGAAUGGUAUCAUGACCAAGGUAAUGAAUAUAGAGUAAUUGAUAAGAGUGUUUUCUAUCAUGGUCAUGUCAAGUCAUUGUACGUUUAUGAUUUGAGAGAUGAUGAUGCAACAAAGAAUACCGGGUUUUUCGUUUCACAUUCAAUGAGAAUGCCAGAUUUAAAGAGUAGUAGAGAUGGUUUGUACGAGAAAGCAAGUGGUGUUCAACCAUCACAACAUGCAUUCUGUAAUUCGUUGACUGGAAAACCUGAUCUUCUCAAAUACUUUGAUAUUCUGCAGAAUACCAAAGCUGUUUUUGUUCGUUCAAAGGAUAAUCGCAGAUACUUUCAACCAGAACUCACUCUGAAAGCUCCUUUGGAUCAAUGUGAUAAACAAUGGGGACAAUAUGUUCACAGCGAUCGAUUUAGAGAUUGGAACAAUGCUGAUGGAGAUCUCAUUCUCAAAAAACUGUUUACCAAUACGGAUUCAUACACAAUUACCAAAAAAUAUUGUAUGGAGAAUGGAGGACCAUUUACACUUGGUUCUUUCGAAACAUUUUCAUUUUAUGCUCGAUUGAAGACACCUUGCAAUUCACAUGAUAAAACAACAGCCUUUUUUAAAGCUUCAAUUCAAGACAAUGACAUGAAGAAUGAAAAAGUAUUCAGUAAAUGUUUUGCGUUGAACUAUGGCAAGGAAAUCACUGAUUAUACUAAGUUUGAGAAUAACCAUUUCAAAAAAUAUGGUUGGUUUGAAGAUGAAAAUCCAAUCAAAGUAGAAAUGUUGUCCAACACUCAUUGUUUUAGAAAAGAUAUUCCAAAAGAUGAUUCGAUUUGUUAUGAAGGAAAGAGAGUUUGUAGUUUCACAGACUUUGGAAUGGACCCAUAUUUAUUGGUUGCACAACACUAUGAGUCAAACUUUUUUGUUAGUACCGAUCAAGAAGGAUUCCCAUCAUUGAUUGGAACAACAUUUAGUAUUCGAAACAUUGUUACUUGGAGUCCAUUAUGGAGUGGAGAAAAAGGAAAAGAUGGAUCACUUGGAGAAUCUAGAAGCAGACAUGAAAAGUUGAUGGUUUCCAAAUCAAAGAAUAUCAUUUGUCUUGGUGAUUCAAAUCGAAAUGAUUAUUCAGUUCAUCAUGCUGGAACAAUUUUUUGUAUUAAGAGUGAAAUUUUAGCAAAGAAAGUUCAUCAAUCGAUUGGAUCAUUCAAUCUUUACAGACAAUUCAACUUUGGUAAUAUCAAGAGAAAAGGAUUAAAUUAUUCUCCAUUUGAAAGUACCAAGCCAGUUUGUUAUCUUUAUGCUCAGAGUUUAUAUCAUCCAAUCGCUGAAGUUUCAGUGGAUAUGAAAUUCUUUGAAAGAAUAGGAUCAACCCCUCUCACCAAUUCAUUGAUCACUCCAGGAGAACCAAGUAUAGAUCAAAUUGAAUCUGAGAAAAUAAAACAGGCACUUGAAGGUUUGAAACAUGGCCAACUACACACCAGACAACACACAAAACAUAUAAAAGUUGACGAAGAAUAUGCAAAAAAACGAGCAUUUGAAGAUCCUAUUAGUCAACAGCUAAAGAAAAAGAGAAAGUAA